ACCGUCUAUUCUCAUUAAAAUAAACCCUAUUAUCUUUCGUAUCAAUUUCUGCCAUUUUCCCAUCCUCACUUUCCCGGAAAAAGAUAAAAGAAAAUCCUCCACACUCACAGUUUAACAAAUGGCGGACGAAAACGGCGUCGUUCCAGUAGAGAACGAGGAAGAUCAGACAACAGAAGCAACAGCUAAGCUGAAACAGAGAAUCGAAUCAUUAGAGAGCGAGAACGAGAACUUAACGGCCGAGAUCGAAUCGUUAAAAUUGAGUAAAUCAGAAUCCGAACAGCAAGCAAAAUACCUAGAAGUAGUUGCUAAAAGAGCAUCGGAGCUGGAAACAGAAGUGUCUCGACUGCAACACGAUUUAGUUUCCGCGAUGAGCGAAGGCGAAGAGGCGAAUAACGAGGUAAAAGAGCUGAAGAAAGUGAUCGGAAUUAAAGAAGGAGAAAUAGAAGAGAUAAAGAAGGAGAAAAUCGAGAUUGAGAAGAAAGUGAGGGAGUUAGAGAGGAAAAUUGGAGUUCUGGAGAUGAAAGAAAUUGAGGAGAGGAGCAAGAGAGUGAGAAUCGAAGAGGAAAUGCGCGAAAAAAUUGAUUUAAAAGAGAAGGAAAUUGUUCAGUUUAAGAACAAAUAUCUCGAACUCGAGAAUGAUUUGGUGCAAUUGAAGGAGGCCUCUCAGGAGAAUGAGAGGAGUUUGUUGGGGAAGAUUAAAGAGGCGCAGGAGAAGCUGGAUGAGACCGAGAUUCUGGCUACUAAAGUGAAGGAGAUCAAUGGGAUUGUAGGUGAAUUCGCAAGGUCGGAAGAGAAGAUUAUGGAUUGGCCAAUGAUUGCUGGUUGUUCAGCUGGUGCUGUUGUAUUUGCUGCUGCUGUGGGUUAUGUUUGCUGUGUUAAGCGAUCUUGAUUGGCGAAUUUCAGUUUUGCUAGGCGAUAUUCGUAAUGGUAAUGGUUUUUAAUUUUGGUGGAGAUUGUUUUUUUUUUUAGCUUUUGAUUUACAGUAAUAUGAAUAUCUGAAUGUUUUAUAUGUUCAAAAGUUGACUUACUUUGGUUUGCUAUGUUGGAAGUAUUACAAAGUUAUCCAACUAACUGCUACUCAUAAUGGAAUUAGUUUUGAUUGGUUUAA
Messenger RNA from Mercurialis annua (annual mercury), 1108 nucleotides. Its product is annotated as peroxisomal and mitochondrial division factor 2-like. The record is from RefSeq and is a predicted model, not a curated record. The transcript is spliced from 2 exons. NCBI's taxonomy places the organism in Eukaryota, Viridiplantae, Streptophyta, Magnoliopsida, Malpighiales, Euphorbiaceae. Bases 119 to 889 code for a protein of 256 amino acids.